AGUCUUAAUGUUGUUGCUGUUGCUCUAGCGUCAGGAGUUCUCAAGGCGAGAGUAGUAUUGUUAAUGUUACAGGAAGUCUUAUGAGACAGUGGCAUGUGUUACAUUGAAAAGUAUUUAUCAGCUAAAAGACAUGAAGAAGAGGUUCAACAUCAACCUAGAUGACUCUGCUUUCACCAAAGAAAGAACACCGCCAAAGCCGCAGUUUCAAUCUUCAUCUAAAGUAGGACAAAACACCUCAGCCUCAACUUCAUGUUCAGCGAAGCCUGCUGAUGAGCCCGUGGACCAGCCUAUUUCCUAUGCAGAUUAUAUCGUCCAGAGUAAAAGCAAUGUGGAUGCUCCUACUAAAAGAGAGGGUCCCUCCAAACUGCUCAGGACUGAAGGUGCUGUUGUUACCGAUCUGAACCAAAGUGAGUCAGAUUCAGUGCCGUCUGCUCCAGGCUUAUGUGAAACAGUUCAGGACUAUGUUAAAGGGACUGAAGGUGGAUCUGAAGGGUCUAAGAAGAGCGAGAAGACACAGGUGACUGGCACACACCAGAAAGAGGAGAACUGUCAAAGUUCAGAACCAAGCCUAAACCUGGGUCCAAAACCAGUGGGAUCUGGGAGCAGCAUUAUUGUCAGUCCUCGACAGAGGGGAAAUCCCAUCCUGAAGUCUGUGAGGAGUGUCCCAUGGGAGUUUGGAGAUGUUGUACCAGACUAUGUCUUGGGCCAGACGACUUGUGCUCUCUUCCUUAGUCUGAGGUAUCACAAUCUCAAUCCCAACUAUAUCCACGAUCGUCUCAAGCAGCUUGGACAGACGUUCACCCUGCGAGUGUUACUGGUACAAGUAGAUGUGAAAGAUCCUCAUCAUACGUUGAAGGAGCUGGCUCGCAUCUGCAUCAUGGCUGACUGCACUCUCAUCUUAGCUUGGAGUCCAGAGGAGGCAGGGCGUUAUCUGGAAACGUAUAAGUCAUAUGAAAAUAAACCAGCAGACUUACUGAAGGAGCAAGUUGAAAAAAACUAUCUGUCAAAGGUUACUGAUUGCCUGACCACUGUGAAAUCUAUAAACAAGACCGAUGCCAUUACCUUGCUGUCCACUUUCUCAUCUGUUGAAGGAAUCAUCAGUGCCUCUAAGGAAGACUUGGUUCUCUGUCCAGGCCUUGGACCACAAAAAGCUCGGCGACUCUUUGAUGUGCUUCAUAAGCCCUUUCUCAAGUCGAAGACAAAAGACAGCUGAAACGUCUUACUAAGGAUGUGUGACGUGCUCCUGAAGAGAACUCGAUAACGUUUGGCGCCAUGUUGAACAGCAUGCAAACACACACACACUUUAGAAGACUGAAUUAAAUACUAUAAACACUCAUCCUUUACUGAGAUGAAGAAAGAAAUGUGACUGCUCUGAGACUAAGAAUCAGCUGCAAAUGUUUUAAGACUUUAAGAUGUGAACUCUUUAGCUGUUGCGCACUGAUUCUUAGCUUUGAGUUAUUGUUUGAUAUCAUUUGUUCAUUGUUGAAUUAAUUUUUUUAUGAAAAUAAAUGUUUUGUAAUAUUUUUAUACUGUACCUUUU
Messenger RNA from Cottoperca gobio, 1540 nucleotides. RefSeq names its product excision repair cross-complementation group 1 (gene ercc1). The record is from RefSeq and is a predicted model, not a curated record. Lineage: Eukaryota; Metazoa; Chordata; Actinopteri; Perciformes; Bovichtidae. Gene Ontology annotation, biological process: UV-damage excision repair; mitotic recombination. The coding region runs from base 131 to 1213 and encodes 360 amino acids. Gene Ontology annotation, molecular function: damaged DNA binding; single-stranded DNA binding. The transcript has 9 exons. Gene Ontology annotation, cellular component: nucleus; nucleotide-excision repair factor 1 complex; ERCC4-ERCC1 complex.